AUGACCGACUUGUCCAAUACAGACACCGAUAAUGGCGACAAGGACGAGAGUCUAGCUUCUCAAAAGUCCCACCAAUACCACCGCCAUCGAACAUCCCCGCCUAGUGAAGCUUUCCACACCUCCUCCACCGACGAGAACCGCCAUUACACGCUUCUGGACUACUACGACUUGACUCUACCGCUAAUCAGCGGCAAGUCAUUACAGUCUCUGAAUGUGCACUCGUUUCUUAGAACAUUGGUGGAUUUCUCACUCUCACAUUCGCUCCAACUCCGAGCACUUCAAAAACGAGAGAUCAAAUUUGGUGAUUUGUCAUAUCAGCAGAUUGGCACCUUCAGGAUAUUGGUGGUCAAUUCCACCUUUCCAAAAACUACCCAGGCCCAGUAUAGUGCUUGUGUCCGUCACAAGUUGGUAGAGCUCUGUCCUCAGUUUAUUUUGGCUAUGUACUUGUUUGCACGGUUCCACAUCGAAGACACUUUUGGCGAGUUGGACUUGACAGAAGAUUCUACAAACGAUUCGCAGCUACUCGAGUACAAGUUGCUCAAUGGUGGUAAAAAGCUUCGCCCGCUCUCAUAUUCUCAACAGUACAAAGCUUCCACCAAGAUCCUCAAAUUCACCGACGACUUCAAGUCUGUCAAUCUUGGAAAGAUCUUGACGUCUCAAAUUAACAACGAUCCUAAGCUCGGUUCAAUCCACACCUCCAACUCCAUGUUCAAGCCGUUGGCUAACUCUGUUGAUGGUAUUCUGAUUGAGGUGCUCUGCCAACUUGCGGGCUUUGACUCGUCGCUGAAAUAUCAUGUGGAGCGAGCCCAGAAAGAUCCACCAGAAUCUGUUUUCCAGAAGAUCUUCCCGUUUUUAAACGAUAGAAAACUUGACACUCCAGGUCCAGAAAACAUCUUCUUCAAGGUUUUGGAUGGUCUUCGUCGUUCGCUCGUGCAAGAUAUGGUGGAGAUUUACAAGAAGUUUCCAGACAAUUUACUCUGCGACCAUCCCAUCUUCAAUCUGGAGGAGUUUUUCAAGUUUGCCGGUGUAGCAGCCGUGCACAAGCAGAGAGCUCCUAAAAGAUCUUUCCUGGACGACGAGCAACCAUCCCUGCCAGAGGAAGAGUCAUUUGGCCCGGACGAAGAUGACGAGAGACUGAAUCAGGACGAAGACAACGAGGAUAACAACGAGGAUAUCGGCGACAGCGACAGCAUGGCCAUCGAGAUGAAAAGAAAGUCUACAAGGGCAAAAAAACAAAACAAAAGACUUAGAAGCUUAGAGUCAGCAGUUGAGCUGAUCCAAACACAGCAAAAAGAACUCGUCAAGGACGUCCGCAACUUUAUUGACAUACAAGCAGCACAGCUCGCUAUGCAAGGACGCAGCCUUAGCGACUUAAUCAACUCGACAAAUGGACUCAGCAUUCUCUUGACGGCACAAAGUGCCAACCGAAACAACUACGCAAGACAGGUGCUUGAUGAAAACGUUUAUGGUAUGGAGGUAAUCCGGGCCCAGAUCACUGACCAACGCAAUGAGCUACUCAAGUCCAAGCAAACAUGGAAACUCGACAAAGAGCGGGGAACCUUAAACAAUGCCCCACGAUCGGCACCCAUGCUUCUGGCCACAGCUACCACCAUAGCCGAGGUUUGGGAGGACUACAAAAAUUGGGAACGAGCUUUGUACGAUAAAGGACUUAACAAGGGGGAGUGGGUGAGGGGCCAAACACCUGCCAUAAUACAACUUCAGGAGACAAGGAGCAUUGUGGUUAAUUUUAUUGAGAAGCAAGCCGGUUUCCGCCAACUUCCAGUCAGUAUUGUGAUUGAGAAAUUGCAAAGAUUGAUGAGAAAGCACCAACUUCCCCCAAGCAUUGCUGAGUUGAGCAAGCAGAUCUCUGACGGCUUCACAAUUGAUUUAGAAUAG
Molecule: messenger RNA, 1896 nt
Organism: Sungouiella intermedia
Lineage: Eukaryota; Fungi; Ascomycota; Pichiomycetes; Serinales; Metschnikowiaceae
Source: the annotation of a GenBank genome assembly